AUGCUGAGAGCUGCUGAGGAUGUUAGCAAGGAACCAGACUUGUCUUCUAAAAAUGAGGAAGUAGUCAGCUGGGAUAUUAAUGACAUCAAACUUCCCAAGGAUGUGAAACAGACAGAUUGGUUUCAGGAAUGGCCAGAUUCCUACGUAAAAUACAUCUAUAGCGCAGAUGAUAAAAAUGCUCAGAGGCACCUGAGUAGCUGGGCAAUGAGGAACACCAACAAUCACAACUCGCGCAUAUUAAAAAAAUCCUGCCUUGGUGUUGUGGUCUGUGAUCAUGAUUGUUCAGCCUCUGAUGGAGGGAAGUUGUAUCUGAGACCAGCCAUAUGUGACAAGGCCAGGCAGAAGCAGCAAAGGAAACCAUGUCCUAAUUGUAAUGGACCUUUGAAACUUAUUCCAUGUCGAGGCCAUGGUGGAUAUCCUGUAACAAACUUCUGGAGACAUGAAGGACGGUUCAUAUUUUUUCAGUCAAAGGGAGCUCAUGAUCACCCAAGACCAGAAACAAAACUGGAAGCAGAAGCAAGGAGGUCAAUACAAAAAGCAUAUAUUUCAACUUCUCCAAGACUGAAGAGGAACAGAGAGAUGGAGUCCCUGACAGGAGAGAUGCAAAGUGAUGAUACUUUACUGUUAAUUGUUCCCAAACAUGAAGACCAGAUAUCGCACAGUAACUUCAGUGGAUAUUUCAGAGAGAAUCCGUCUCAAGAGCUAAAUAAUUGCUUGACUUUUGCCAAAGGCUUCAAUUCCGCAAUGUCACCCUAUCUAACUGAGCACACUCAAGACAUGGGCUACAGCAAAUACAAGUACAAGCCAGUUGGAAGCAGUGAAUAUGAUUGUGGAGACCCAGUGGAAUUGUUAGCAUCUGACUGUUCUGAAUACGGGGAACCAGAAAGUUGGAAUAGAAACCUUGACCUAGGAAGACAUCUUCCAUCAAUGAAAUAUGGCAGUGGCUGUUCUACAUUUCUUGCGGGUCUACCCUGCGAGACACUGUCUUCCUUUAAUACAAUUGAUUUGAGUCCCCAACAUGUUCCUAGUAGGUGGGAAUCUUCAGUGAAGGUUGGUUACUCCUCAUUUAGAUCUACUGGAAAUAUACUUGGGGAAGAUAAGUAUGAAAUCAAAGCACCCCUGUUCUGUCACAGCGGCCAUGUCCCUUCCUCCUUUUGCCAGCUGUCUCCAGAAGAUCCUUGCCUUAUUGGAGACCCAGCCCAUCACUAUUACCAGAAUUCCUUGCCUGUAAAAGGGAAUGAGUGGUCUUCCGAGGAAGACAGAAAGUAUACAAAUCUUGACCACUGCAAUUAUGAGAAGUUUUUUAACUUCUUUCCUGUACGGUGA
Molecule: messenger RNA, 1326 nt
Organism: Python bivittatus (Burmese python)
Lineage: Eukaryota; Metazoa; Chordata; Lepidosauria; Squamata; Pythonidae
Gene: GCM1
Product: GCM transcription factor 1
Biological process (GO): regulation of transcription by RNA polymerase II; gliogenesis
Cellular component (GO): nucleus
Molecular function (GO): DNA-binding transcription activator activity, RNA polymerase II-specific; RNA polymerase II cis-regulatory region sequence-specific DNA binding
Source: RefSeq, a predicted model, not a curated record